UCUCGUGUGUUACCGUUGACGCCAGUGUAGUUGUCAGUAGUGUACUGUUAACAGUUCUCGUGUGUGUGAAGUGUCUUGCUUUUGGUUUUACCAGGAUGUAUUGAUAUUAUCUGGUGUGAACACUGUUCAUGGUGUCCCGGAAGUAUUGACCAUUGAGUGACCACAAGGCCUUGUCCUGUGUGUGACACUUGGCCACAUUCACAGUGUGUCCUGGUGUGAUGUGAUACGUGAUUAAAGACAAACUUUCCUCAACAACUCUCCAGCCUACAGCUUCUGGUAAACCAGCGAGGGUUAAGCUUUUGUUAAAGCAAGCAGCAAAAAGCGCUCAGUUAAAGAGGGAGUUUAGAGCUGGUGGCACUUCAGACAUCCUCAGGUUAUCAUCGUCUACCAAAAAGAGUGAAAACAUUGUUAAGAGCAACAGCAGUAUCUGAUGAGUACAGCAGCUGUAGCAAGACCAGGCGACAGAGCAGUGCCUGAGAACAGCAGCAGCAUCACAGGAAGAAGCUGCACAUCCAUAAGUACUAUACAGCAGCAGCAGUUGUGGCCAGAGCCAAAGAUGAGUCAACACCACCACAAUGGCCACAGGAAACAACACAACAAGAAAGUCAGGAUUAACAGGGCAAGGAAGAGGCAGAGUUUGGUGACGACUUCUGCUGUGUUGCGGCUGUUUAUUGUGAUGGCUGCUACGGUGUCUCUUGUCCUCACCCUGGCUCUCCCGGCCCCUGCUGACACCCUGCCUCUGCAGGCCCCUGCUGACACUCUGGCUCUCCCGGUCCCUGCUGAUACCCUGCCGCUCCCGGCACCUGUUGAUACCCUGCCUCUCCCGGCACCUGUUGAUACUCUGCCUCUCCCGGCCCCUGCUGACACCCUGCCUCUCCAGGUCCCUGCUGAUACCCUGCCUCUUCCGGCACCUGCUGACACCCUGCCUCUCCCGGCCCCUGCUGACACCCUGCCUCUCCAGGCCCCUGCUGAUACCCUGCCUCUCCCGGCCCCUGCUGACACCCUGCCUCUCCCGGCACCUGCUGACACCCUGCCUCUCCAGGCCCUUGCUGACACCGUGCUUGUUAAUAUGGUGCCUGAUGGCACAGUACCUGCUGACAUGGUGACUGUUGACAUGGAGUUAGUUGACAUGAUUCCUACUAACACUCUGCCUGUUGGCACGGUGCAUGCUGAUAUCCUGCCGGUUGAAAAGUUAUCUGCUGGCACUCUGCCUGCUGACAUGGUACCUGCUGAUCCAUCAUCUGGUGACUCAUCACCUGCUGAUCCAUCAUCUGAUGACUCAUCGCCUGCUGAUCCAUCACCUGAUGACCCAUCGCCUGCUGAUCCAUCAUCUGGUGACUCAUCACCUGCUGAUCCAUCAUCUGCUAACCUAUCACCGGCUGAUUCAUCACCUGCUGACCUGACAACUGCCUACCUGUUUCCAUCUACUCUGUCCUCAACUUAUCCAACUCGUCAAGGUAUGUGUUAUCAUGUUAUGAACAAGGCUGUUCUUCAUAAUUUAAAAUAA
Messenger RNA from Procambarus clarkii (red swamp crayfish), 1507 nucleotides. Lineage: Eukaryota; Metazoa; Arthropoda; Malacostraca; Decapoda; Cambaridae. The record is from RefSeq and is a predicted model, not a curated record.